This is a messenger RNA of Cyclopterus lumpus (lumpfish), 2289 nucleotides long. It is a transcript of the gene asb11, whose product is annotated as ankyrin repeat and SOCS box containing 11. Gene Ontology annotation, molecular function: protein binding. Gene Ontology annotation, biological process: protein ubiquitination; intracellular signal transduction; positive regulation of protein catabolic process. The transcript has 7 exons. NCBI's taxonomy places the organism in Eukaryota, Metazoa, Chordata, Actinopteri, Perciformes, Cyclopteridae. Bases 92 to 976 code for a protein of 294 amino acids. The record is from RefSeq and is a predicted model, not a curated record.
GGAGGAAGGCCGACUUAAGGUCUGCGCAUUCACCUAGACGAGUUGACUCCUGGACGGUCUUUGAGGAGUUGUCUGUUGUUUCAUUUUCACGAUGGCUGCUGUUCAAACAGAGGUUCCCCUGUGCUCACAGCCUUGGCAGAGGCCCCUGUACAUCUACGGGGGGUUGGCAUGCAACUCACUGAUGGCUGACUUCUGGUCGGACAGAACUCCUCUCCACGAGGCCGCCUACCAAGGGAGGCUGCUGCAAAUAAGAAGCCUCAUCGUUCAGGGCUUCCAUGUAGACACGCUCACCAUGGACAGAGUGUCUCCUCUCCACGAAGCUUGCCUCGGUGGACAUUAUGCGUGUGCCAAGUUCCUGCUGGACAAUGGUGCAAAUGUGGAGAUGGUAUCAACAGAUGGCGCCACGCCUCUGUUCAACUCUUGCAGCAGCGGGAGUGCUGCGUGUGUCCGGCUCAUGUUGCAGCGCAGCGCCUCCAUCCACACCCCCCACCUGCUGGCAUCACCCGUCCACGAGGCUGCGAAGAAAGGUCACAGAGAGUGUCUGGAGCUGCUGCUGUCGUAUGGGGCGGACAUCGACAUGGAGCUCCCCGUGGUGGGGACGCCGCUGUAUUCUGCCUGCAUGGCCCGGGCUGCAGCCUGCGUCCGGCUGCUGCUACACUCAGGAGCAGCCGUACGAAUCGGGUGUGGGCAGGACAGUCCUCUACAUGCUGCAGUUCGAGGAGGAGGACCCAACGUUGUGGAUAUUCUUCUGGACUUUGGGGCCGAUGAGUGUUGUAGGAACGCGGAGGGAAAGACUCCUCUGGAUCUGUCGUCGGCAAACAGCGCAGUGAGAGUCGGACUGCAGAAAAAAGGUCCGUGCUCUCUGUCUCAGCUCUGUCGGUUCUGUAUUCGCCAAAGUCUGGGAAGGAGUCGUCUCCACAGAGCCUCUGGCCUCUCCCUCCCUCACAGCAUGAAGGACUUUCUCCUCUACCAAUGAGCCACGUCUCUGCCCUGCUACUGAGGCUCUUUGAGUUGUCCUUCACACUUGUAAAGUGAAAAAAAGACAUCCAAACUCAGAGAAACAGGACUUAGAAACUUUAAUGUAUCAGGUAUUUUUAUACUUUUAAUGAAGUGUUUACCAUUUCGUGUCCAUGGAUUUUACAUUAUUCCCAAAAAAAUUUGCAACGGGGAUCUCUGGGAAGUCUGUCUACAGGUGUCGCAUAGUGGGCUACUACUGCAUGUAGAACAUGUUGUGGUUCCAGAGGGAGUUGUGUGGAAUCUGGCUUGUUGCCUCCAGUGAUGUCACGUGUGUCAUUUGAAGGCUAUAAGUUUGAAAAUGUUUUUGAAAAUGAGCUUACUUGACCUCUGUAGCCUGCUCCUCAUCUCUGUUGAGCUGGUGAGCCUACAACAAGUUGUCAUCACAUACGGGAUGCGUGGUCAGGACCCAUGGCGUCACUUUCUAAUGCACCGGGUAGCCCGGCGUGUCCAACUGUGACGCUCCACUACAUUAACGUCGAGGCUACAAAAACACCUCCUACGGUUUAGGAAAAAAACAUUGUGGUUUGGGCUUAAAAUGAAGUAAAACAUACACAACGUAACACAAAUAUGCGGAACACGUGACUUCUGAAUUAUGGGACACAAACACCGAUCCCAAACAUUAGUCUCCUGGUUGAAAUUCCCAUGUGUGUUUGACCCGUCCACCUCUCCCUGCUUGUUUCUUUGUUUGUACUACGUCAUUACACUUCCAGAGCAUUUUCUCUGAGUGUCUAAUAAUAAAAAAACAACGCAGAUGGGUUAGCAUUGUAGUUAAAUUCUGUAGAUAUAUACGGUGUAAAUAUCUGUAUCCACUUUGAGUAAAUACUGUAUUUUGUCAAAAGUAUGUUAAACAGAUUAUUGUAAUGUUGUAUUCUUAGUCAUCGACAUGUGUUUGUCCACUAACUGCAGCUGCACUGCACCGUUUCUCACUGUUAUUACGUAAAUGGACUUAAGGGGAGUUGUGUUUUUAUUCAGCAGUGAGUAUUUUAUUGUUUUCUCCGUCUUAAUUGGCUCCUAAUUCCACAGACACCGUCUGAUCGUUACCUGGAGUCAGUACUCUGAUUUGUGUGGGCCGUAGCUGUUGCUUUGAAUGUUUAUAUUGUGGUCUGUGAACAGUAAUGUAGAGUCAUUUACAGUCAUGUACCCUAAUGUGCAGCAGGACUUGUGCAAUCAUUUGAGGACUCGCAAAGGGGAGUUUCUUCUGCAUUGCUACUACUGAUAUACCUGCACACAUGUGCGUCUGUCCUCUGCACCAAUAAAAUCCACUGAACUGAG